Molecule: messenger RNA, 942 nt
Organism: Dromiciops gliroides (monito del monte)
Lineage: Eukaryota; Metazoa; Chordata; Mammalia; Microbiotheria; Microbiotheriidae
Product: olfactory receptor 998-like
Exons: 1
Coding region: 1-942 (313 amino acids)
Biological process (GO): sensory perception of smell; G protein-coupled receptor signaling pathway
Cellular component (GO): membrane
Molecular function (GO): olfactory receptor activity; odorant binding; G protein-coupled receptor activity
Source: RefSeq, a predicted model, not a curated record
AUGGAAGCUAGCAACAAAACCAUGGUGACUGAAUUUGUUUUCGUGGGAUUUACAGAGCACCUCCAAGAGCAGGUUCUCCUCUUUCUCAUGUUUCUGCUUUUCUAUCUUGUCACUGUCUUUGGGAAUUUGGGUAUGAUCAUCCUGAUAUGGUUAGACUCCCAGCUUCAUACCCCCAUGUACUUUUUUCUCAGUCACUUGUCCUUGGUCGAUUUUUGCUCUUCUUCUACUAUUGCCCCAAAGAUGUUGGCUGAUUUCUUUGUGGAGAGGAAAACCAUCUCUUUCCUGGGUUGUUCAGCCCAGAUGUGGUUCUUUGGACUCUUUGUGGCCACUGAGUGUUUCCUUUUAGCUGCAAUGGCAUAUGAUCGGUAUAUGGCAAUCUGCAACCCAUUACUCUAUACAGUUGUCAUGUCCCAGAGUGUCUGUGUACAUCUGGUGGUUGGGCCUUAUGCCAUGGGCCUUCUAAGUUCUAUGACACAUACAGUCUUAACUUUCCACUUGCCCUUCUGUGGCCAGAAUGUCAUCAAUCAUUUCUUCUGUGAUAUCUCACCCUUGCUCUCUCUUGCGUGUUCUGACACCCACCUCAAUAAGUUAAUCCUUUUCAUCAUGGCUGGAGCUGUGGGAAUCUUCAGUGGCAUGACCAUUCUUAUUUCCUACAUCUACAUCUUCGUGGCCAUCCUGAAGAUCCGCUCUGUUGAUGGGAGGUCCAAGGCCUUCUCCACCUGUUCCUCACACCUGACUACUGUCAGCAUCAUGUAUGGGACCCUCUUCUUCAUCUAUGUGAGGCCCAGUGCAAGCUUCUCCCUGGACCUCAACAAGGUGGUGUCUGUGUUCUACACAGCGGUGAUCCCCAUGUUGAAUCCACUUAUCUAUAGCUUGAGGAACAAGGAGGUGAAAAAUGCAGUCAGAAGGAAUUUAGAAAGAAAAAAAGUUUCCUAUGGGUAA